UGUUCGUCCGGCCGUCGCUCCAACAAUGCAGCUUUUAAUGGAGCAGUGAGCGGUGCGGGCUGAAAACGCAGCACCGCCGCAGGCUUGUCCGGAGACUGUAGCCGUACGAAUUCCACUCAACGGAGGUUUUUACGGUUUGACAAAACCCGCCGAGCGGCUGUGACUCAGUUUUAUAGGACACCCCGGACUCUUCUGCUGAGGUUUCUGUAUUAAGCAAAAGGAGGAGGUGUUUCCUGAGGCUCCAUCUCUAGAGGAUUUUCUGAUGAGGAAUCAGAAAAUGAACACAUCCCAGAUAGAAACGACUGGCCCACCCAGCUAUCUCACUAACCUGUGAGCAGCCAUGUCCUCCCAGCAUUACCCAUCAAGGGGCCCCCCUCCCCAGUUGCAGGACUGUUUUCUGACAUAGAUUUGGAAGAAUAGCAAAAUCUCAUCAUUGAAAUGGCAUUAGGUUGUGUGGGCUAUAACACAUCAGAGAACAUAUUAGAGUACAGGUGAGGCCGAAUUCCUUGCCAGUACCCACAGGACCCUCAAGAGGAGGUAAACAGCCUCAGAUGACCUUUACAGAAGGACAGAGCUACAUCCGAGCUUUGAUGAUUUAGUAUCCAUCCCACUGCCUUGCUGACAAGGUCGACCAUGGCUGCUGCUAAUCCCCAUAGCAACGGUUCUUAGAGGGGCGAGGAGCAGACUGAGAGAGUCAAAAAUGCAGCGUAACGGUGGUGGAGUGGGUGCUGCAGGCCAGCCAUGGGUGUUACGGCGUGUGCGUCUCACGUGGCUCAGUUUUAUGCUCUUCUUUAUCCUGGUCUUCUUCCCGCUCAUUGCCCACUACUACCUCACUACCAUUGACGAAGCUGGAGGUCCUGAUAAGCGCAUCUUUGGGCCGCGGCCUGGCGGUGAACUGUGCGAAGCCAAACAUGUGCAGGAUCUUUGCCGCAUUCGCGAGUCAGUCAGCGAGGAGCUGUUGCAGCUGGAGGCCAAGAGGCAGGAGCUCAACGGGGAGAUCGCUCGACUCAACUUGCGCAUUGAGGCCUGCAAGCGCAGCAUUGACAGCGCCAAGCAGGAUCUGCUGCAGCUGAAGAAUGUCAUCAGCCAGACAGAGCAUUCCUAUAAAGAACUAAUGGCCCAGAACCAGCCCAAGCUGUCACUGCCUGUAAGGUUGCUGCCGGACAAGGAAGACCCAGGACUGCCACCACCCAAGUCUGCACGCUACUGCCGCCUGCGGUCCUGCUUCGACUAUGGUCGCUGCCCUCUUACAUCUGGGUUUCCUGUGUAUGUCUAUGACGCAGGCUCCUAUCCAUGGGGGGACUAUCUUGACCCACUGGUGAAGCAGGCUUUUGCAGCAUCAGUUAAGAGUAACAUUUAUGUUACGGAUAACCCCAGCAUUGCCUGUCUGUAUUUGGUACUGGUAGGGGAGCUACAUGAGUCCUCCUCCUCCCCACUACCAUCUCCUUCAGAGCUGGAGAAGCAACUAAAAACUCUUCCUUACUGGAGAUCUGAUGGACACAACCAUGUACUGGUGCAUCUGUCUAGAAAGUCCAUGACACAGAACUUCCUGUAUAAUGUGAGCACAGGACGAGCAGCAGUCGCUCAGUCCACCUUUUUGGAGCAGCAGUACCGUGAGGGCUUUGACUUGGUUGUGUCCCCACUUGUUCAUGCUCUCUCAGAACCAAACUUUUUGGAAGUACCCCCUCAAGUUCCUGUAAAGAGGAAAUACCUCUUCACCUUCCAGGGGGAGAGGGUGGAGUCACUGAGGAGCAGCUUACAGGAGGCGCCCCCUCAGUCUUUUGAGGAGGAGAUGGAAGGAGACCCACCAGCCGACUACGAUGAUCGCAUUAUUGGUACCUUAAAGGCUGUGCAGGACAGCCACUUGGAUCAGGUGCUGGUUGAGUUCACUUGCAAGAACCCACGGCCUAGUUUGCCGACUGAGUGGGCUCUUUGUGGUGAGAGGGAGGACAGGCUGGAGGUGCUCAAGGCUUCUACUUUUGCCCUGGUGAUCGCUCCAGGAGAUGGACAGCUGGUGGCCUCAGCAGGCUGUGGUAUGAGGCUUUUUGAGGCCCUAGAAGUGGGUGCCAUCCCAGUUGUGUUGGGGGACCACUCGAGGCUACCUUACCACCAGUUUAUUCGCUGGAGUGAAGCUGUCAUUAUAGUCCCCAAGCCUCGUGUCACAGAGCUACACUUCCUGCUGCGCAGCCUAUCAGACAAUGAUUUGCUAGCUAUGAGGCGGCAGGGCCGCUUCCUGUGGGAGAACUACUUCUCCACCUCAGAGAAUGUUCUCAAUACCAUCCUGGCCAGCAUCAGAACCAGCAUCCAGGUUCCUGCUGCACCCAUCAAAGAGGAGCCGGCCUAUGAGAUUCCUCACAAAGCUGGGAAGCUGGCAGGAACCGAUGCCAACCUGGCUGACAACGGUGAUCUGGAUUUGGGUCCUGUUGAGACAGAGCCCCCGUACGCUUCUCCACGCUUUCUCCGCAACUUCACAUACACAGCUGCAGACACCUAUAGAGCAUGGAACCGGGCCCCCGGGCCUUUCCAUCUGUUUCCUCACACUCCUCUAGACCCUGUCCUGCCAUCUGAAGCGAAAUUCCUUGGCUCCGGUACUGGUUUCAGGCCUAUAGGUGGAGGUACGGGAGGCUCGGGGAAGGAGUUUCAGGCAGCCUUGGGAGGGAACGUGCCGCGAGAACAGUUCACCGUGGUCAUGCUGACAUAUGAGAGGGAGGAGGUGCUGAUGAACUCCCUGGAGAGGUUGAAUGGACUGCCGUACCUCAACAAGGUAGUGGUGGUGUGGAAUUCGCCCAAGCCUCCUUCAGAUGACCUGUUGUGGCCCGACAUAGGCCUGCCCAUUGUGGUUGUCCGCACAGAGAAAAACAGCCUCAACAACCGCUUCCUUCCCUGGGAUGCCGUGGAAACCGAAGCCAUCCUGUCAAUUGAUGAUGAUGCUCAUCUCCGCCAUGAUGAGAUCAUGUUUGGGUUCAGAGUGUGGCGUGAGGCCAGAGAUCGCAUCGUGGGUUUCCCCGGGAGGUAUCAUGCGUGGGACAUCAACCAUCAGUCAUGGCUCUACAACUCCAACUACUCCUGUGAGCUCUCCAUGGUCCUGACAGGGGCUGCUUUCUUCCAUAAGUACUACGCCUAUCUGUACUCAUACGUGAUGCCCCAGGCCAUCAGGGACAUGGUGGACGAGUACAUAAACUGCGAGGACAUCGCCAUGAACUUCCUGGUCUCUCACAUCACCCGCAAACCACCCAUCAAGGUUACGUCUCGUUGGACUUUCCGCUGUCCCGGCUGCCCUCAGGCCCUUUCACACGAUGACUCGCAUUUCCACGAGCGCCACAAGUGCAUCAACUUCUUCGUCAAAGUGUACGGCUACAUGCCACUGCUGUACACACAGUUUCGUGUGGACUCCGUGCUGUUUAAGACUCGUUUACCCCAUGAUAAGACUAAGUGCUUCAAGUUCAUCUAGCAUUGGGCUGAGCGGCCCAGCAAAGAGCCAAAAGCCGAGUGGAUUGAAGGACUGGAAGUAUUUAAAGAGAGCAGCAGCUCCCACUGAGCAGCGAGGAGGAUGGAUGGAUGGAUGGACGGACGGACAGCCAGAUAAAUGCACAGAAGGAAAGUAUUGGGCUGGGAUUUUGCCCGGGGGGACAGACAAGUUAACCUGCUGUUGGUCUAAUCCACAACUCUACUGAAAAUUUGAAGAGUGGAAGCUGAAAAGGACCGCUGCCAACAAAAUAGGCCUUUUCAGUGGAUGUCACUCCUCCUGUUUCAUGUUCUUCAAUCAUGCUCAAUCAUUAACCACUACAGAUGUCAUUGGCACCUCCAAACGGCCUGCUGAGGAAAGAGGGCGGUUGUACACAGUGUACAGAAACUCUCCCAGGAUAAACUCUACCUGACAAUGGAGCGAUCACUUAGUGAAUCACUGACAGACUGAUGUCAGGCUGCGUUCGGCUCAGCAGCCUGUUGACAGUUUCAGCUCGGAGACCAGAAGUGACAAUGGCACGUGGCUGCCGCUGCGCUUUUCUGUUUGUUUUCCAUUUUACAGUUACAAACUGUACUUCUUGUACAUGUAUGUGAAAGAAGCACUGAUGGUCAGAAAUAUUUUAUUGAACAAAGUUUUUUUUUUUUUUUUUUUUAAAUAAUGUCAUUUAAAUGUGUAAAACUAUGUGGAACGAACAUUUUCCAGAACCUCUGCCUGUGGGACACAGAUUUAGUCUGAGAACGAGACAGGACCUCAACUGGAGAGUAAAAUAAGUCGGCCCGAUCAUGUUCAGUAGUGUUACGUGCUCAACAAGGUAUUUCAGUUCAGCGGUCACCAUAAUGCCUGAAAUUUGUCAUGAAAACCAGCCACCAUUUUGUCAUUUUGUUAUGCCCACCGGCACUCCGCUACUCUGCUACUCUUUGAGUGUUUACAAAUGGCCUUUUUAUUCUUUAGGGUAUCUACUAAUGUUUGUAAAACUGGUCCAAGGUCGACCAAUCAACUGUUACGGUUUCCCUUACUGAAGUUAAACAAAGUCAAGAAUCACAGCUGCCAAAAUUUACAAAAAUCGGUUUUGAUUUAUGAUUAAGAUUGUAAUUAUGCAGACAGUCUCCAAUUAAGUUAAGUGUACCAUUAGGAUUAUGUUAAAAAUAUUAUGUUUAAAGGGGAAAACAUAUGCUUAUUUGCAUUCUGGCAAAGAGUCGGACGACAUGAUUGAAAGCUACCAUUCUCGAAUCUGUCCGUUAAAUAUGAACCUACAGCCAGCAGGCAGUUGGCCUAGCCUAGCUUAGCACAAAGACUGGAAACGGAGGGAAUCAGCUAGCUUGGCAACCUAGCAGUACCUCUAAAGAUCACUAAUCAACCUUUUGUAUCGUGUUGGUUUAAUCCAUAGAGAAAAGCAAGUGUAAAAAUGACAGUGAUUAAACAAAUGAGGUAUAAAGUGUUAAUAUUUGAACUUUGGGGGUCCUUGUUUCCAUCUUUAUGCUAAGCUAAGCUAACUCACUUUAUAUUUUACAAAUAUGAGAGCGAUAUUAAAGUUCUCAUCUAACUCUCAACCAGAAAGCAAAUAAAAGUAUUUCCCAAUUUUUUUUUUUAAUUAUUCUGUUUAAGAAAUGGCCAGUUCUGGCUUUGCAUCAGAAUUAUUAGAUAUGUCCUGCCAUGUUCAAGUUACCCCUCUGUAUACGAACUUUCCCAGCUCAGACAGAACCGUCAAUUUAUAGUGUCGCUAUAUUGGUUUCACUUUGUUUUUUGUUUUUGUUUUUUUUACCAUUGCUAAUGAAUGUUUCCUUUGCCAAACAGGUACGAUGUCUGCUGCUUUCCAGCAUAAUUUGCAGGGUGCACAAUGGUUGCUAAAGGGAUCCAGUCUGGUACACCUUUAUCCACUCUGCAUGGUACUUUACCAGGAGUCAACCCAUUGGAGCCCAAACCAUCAUGUAUUAUAAAUCCAAAGUCCUUUAUUUGACCUUGUCAGACUUAAAAUUCCAGUAAUCUGAACAAGGGAUCGGCCUAAAAAGAUCCCUUUUUAAAGAGAUAUUUAGAUUAGUGUCUUGUUUCUAACUGUUCUACAAAAACUCCAUAGUUCCUGUAUAUUUAUUGAAUAUAUUAUGAAAAAAAGGUUCUUUUUCAGACUGAUAAUGACAAAUGCAAUAAAAUGACAAGACAUUGUAGUUUAUUAUUCCUAAUAACAAAUAGCUCCCAACCUGAUUGAGCCGUCAGCUUAUUUAAUUUCCAAGGAAAACUAGCUUGUGCCACUGAGUGCUUGAGGGGAACUGUCCUGACCUGAGAGCAGCACUUAGGCAGGCAAAGGUGUGUAAAACUGGGGGCACCACGACGACCUGGUCGGCCUAUAAGUAGAAUGUCAUAAAUUGGGCUUCUGAAAGAGCCAGUGGACACUGGUUGAAGUGUCUUUGAAGCCAAAUCCCUACCUGUUCCCAGUGGCUACACUUUAUGCCGCUGCACCGGAUUCGAAAAACCAGCUUGGCUUCUCAGACACUCGUCACAUCUCAGUAUUUUUAUUGGAGCUCCAGGGGCCUCAUAAUUACCUUGCUGACUCUAAACCUGUCCUCAGGGCACAGUUUGGCUCAGCUGGUAUUUUGGAAGUAAAAACCUCCCCGUUCCCCCAGUCAGUGGUUCCCCCGCCCCUCUAGGAUCUGUGGCACAGCUGGUUUUCCGUGGCCUAAAGCAGGAAACAUUUCCCUGGAAGGCCGCAGUUACUCUGCUAGGUGUAAGGAGGUGUGAAACUAUGUGCUCUCGGGUCUGAUCCACAACUGUGGGCGAGGCUCCGGCCACCUGCAACGCUGCUUGCGCUGUGCCAGACUGAUGACUGAUGGCAGCGUCAAACAUACCAUUGAAGGCCAGAUGAAUGGAAAUAAAAA
This is a messenger RNA of Xiphias gladius (swordfish), 6336 nucleotides long. RefSeq names its product exostosin-like glycosyltransferase 3 (gene extl3). Gene Ontology annotation, cellular component: membrane. The record is from RefSeq and is a predicted model, not a curated record. The transcript is spliced from 6 exons. Lineage: Eukaryota; Metazoa; Chordata; Actinopteri; Istiophoriformes; Xiphiidae. The coding region runs from base 701 to 3451 and encodes 916 amino acids. Gene Ontology annotation, molecular function: glycosyltransferase activity.